Molecule: messenger RNA, 1755 nt
Organism: Talaromyces rugulosus
Lineage: Eukaryota; Fungi; Ascomycota; Eurotiomycetes; Eurotiales; Trichocomaceae
Exons: 2
Coding region: 1-1755 (584 amino acids)
Biological process (GO): positive regulation of gene expression
Source: RefSeq, a predicted model, not a curated record
AUGGGUUCCGAAGCCUCUCCAGAGGUGCGACGUCAACAUGUGACGGAAGCCUACGGCCCUAAACUCGUCGAAAAGACGCAAAAGGCUCAGGAUAAAGCAAUGGCCUUGGCGAACCCGGACGAUCCCGGCAAAUUCCACCUCCACAACAAGGGCCCUGCGGGCGGUUUCGACGACUCGCCCAUUCCGCGCAUGCCUCCGGGCUAUACCGUCAAAUUCACUUUCCACCGCGCAAACAAUCUUCCAGUUUCAGACUUCAAUACGCUGUCGUCUGAUCCCUUUCUUCGCGCGGAACUGCGCGUCGCCUUGCCCAAGCGACAUAAGCAAGAUCCAGAGAUUGCUUUUCGGACGCCCACCAUCAGAAAGGAUGUAAACCCCGUCUGGGAUGCCGAGUGGAUUGUUGCCAAUGUGCCGGCAACGGGGUUUCACCUCAAGUGCCGUGUCUACGACGAGGAUCCUGCUGACCACGAUGACCGGCUUGGGAAUGCCCAUAUCGUGGUGGAUUCGAUAUCCAAGGACUGGGCUGGAAUCAAGGAAGGCUCCUAUCACAUCAAGAAGCGUUCUGGUAGCAAACGGGCCUACUUUUUCAGGACAAUUUCGGCAUCACUCUCUGCGCACCGGAGUCUGAAUGCGGAAUUGGUGGUGAGCGUCGAAGUUCUUGGCCCAACCCCCACCGACAAUGGCGGCCACAUGUAUACACAGGGGCCUAUGUACUGGUUUAAGCAUUCAUCUCCGUUGAUCGGAAGAUUGUUGAAAACGUCGGCGGCCUCUGAGAGCCAGGAUGCAGAAGGCAAGACCACUCCUUACAAUUUUCAGGCCAUUCAGAUGCAACUCAGGGGCCCUGUUCCUGAGUCGCUAUACCACAGAUAUGUCGAGUUCCGGCCAUUUGUUGCGGGCAUGUUUACUUCGCAAAGCAUACGAGGGCGCAUUCUCAACCGCGCUCUGCACCACCAGCAUGCUCGCAUCUAUAAUUUUGACCGCACUACUCUGGAUGGAAAGUUUGACUCUCCUUCUACGGAAGUCACUCAACUUUUCCUAGAUCUCGUGGACCAUGGCCGUGGCGGCCGCAUAUUUACCUAUGUGCUCACUCUAGAUGGUCAUCUUCGAUUUACGGAAACCGGCAAGGAGUUUGGAAUCGACAUGUUGAGUAAGCACACGAUGCACAGUAACGUGUCGAUAUACAUUGCAUUCUCGGGCGAGUUUUUCGUGCGUCCAAAGAAAAAGCACCACCAUCCGGAAGAAUCCGCAGAUAACAACACUCUGGAAGGCGAAGAAAACGAAGAAGUCCUGACUUCCAACCAGGAUUGCGAGGAUCCUGUUGAAUAUGAACUGGUGAUUGACAACGACAGUGGGACAUACCGGCCCAAUGCCGAGAAACUCCCGCUUCUCCGCGAAUUCCUAUCUUCCAAUUUCCCCGGCCUGCACAUCACCACUCUAGACUGUCAGAAAGACGAAGAGCGCAUGAGCCGCCUCAAAGAAGAGCGGCGGGUCAAAAGGAAACAAGCCCAGGGCCAAAUAGUAUACAUGCAGCAGGUGCACGGUUCCGAAUCAUCCUUCUCCAGCUCUGAUGAAGAGGAUAUGCGUCGACGAGUCGGACAGGAAGAAGAGGCGAAAAAACAGCAAGGGAGUUUUGCUCACAACAUCCAUGAGAAUAUCCAUGAGAUGAAAGACGUCAAGGGCAAAUUCCGCAAUUGGCUGGAAACGGCAGACGGAACGGGCAAAGCUCAGGAUAAUGGAAACGGGACAAAGGCUGCAUAA